This is a messenger RNA of Mauremys reevesii (Reeves's turtle), 2437 nucleotides long. RefSeq names its product hydroxy-delta-5-steroid dehydrogenase, 3 beta- and steroid delta-isomerase 7 (gene HSD3B7). The transcript has 7 exons. The coding region runs from base 213 to 1325 and encodes 370 amino acids. The record is from RefSeq and is a predicted model, not a curated record. Lineage: Eukaryota; Metazoa; Chordata; Testudines; Geoemydidae. Gene Ontology annotation, molecular function: 3-beta-hydroxy-Delta5-steroid dehydrogenase (NAD+) activity. Gene Ontology annotation, biological process: steroid biosynthetic process.
CCCUGGGAGUCGGCACCUGCCACAGAGGGGUCAUUAAGUCUGGGCCUGGGUGGGGACAUCUGGCCCAGGCCGUUUGGGGGCGGGAGGGCUCAGGCCGGUGGCAGGGCUGGGACCCAGGAGUCCGGGACCACAGUGUUGGGGGCCCCGCAUCUCCCAGGGAGCGAGGGGGACGGGAAGCAGGCGUCCAGGGCAGAGAGGAAGGAUUGGGCCUGAUGGAGUGGGGCCGGGCCCGCCAGGUCUAUCUGGUGACGGGCGGCUGCGGGUUCCUGGGCUCCCACCUGGUGCGGAUGCUGGUGGAGCGGUCGCCCAACGUGGCCGAGGUCCGCGUCUUCGAUCUGCAGCUGGAUCCGGCCCUGGGGCAGCUGGGGACAGACAAGGUGAAGGUGACCCUGAUCUUGGGGGACAUCAGUAGCCCCACGGACGUUGGGGCUGCCGUGAAGGGGGCGGACGUGGUGAUCCACGCAGCCAGCUUGGUGGACGUGUGGGGCAGGGUCCCGCCAGAGAAGAUCACGGAGGUGAACGUUCACGGGACCAAGAACGUGAUUGACGCCUGUGUCGAGCAUGGGACCCAGUAUCUGAUCUACACCAGCAGCAUGGAGGUUGUAGGCCCCAACACCAAGGGGGAUCCCUUCUACAGGGGGAACGAGGACUCGGCCUACGAUGCCCAGCACGAGCAGCCGUACCCCCUGAGCAAGGCGCAGGCCGAGCGCAUGGUCAUCGAGGCCAAUGGGACGCCGCUGGGGGGCGGUCGGUGGCUGGUGACCUGCGCCCUGCGCCCCACGGGGAUCUAUGGGGAGAAACACCCGCUAAUGAAGGAAUUCUACGAGAAGGGGCUGCAGACGGGACGCAGGCUCCUCCGGGCCAUUCCCGUCAGCACCGAGCACGGCCGGGUCUACGUGGGCAACGUGGCCUGGAUGCACGUGCUGGUGGCGCGGCAGAUGCAGGAGGCCCCGGCGGCCAUCGGGGGCCAGGUCUACUUCUGCUACGACGCCUCCCCCUACAAGAGCUACGAGGACUUUAACAUGGAGAUCCUGGCCUCCUGCGGCUUCCGCCUCCUGGGCUCCCAGCCCGUCGUGCCCCACUGGCUCCUGCGCGGCCUGGCCCUGGCCAACGACCUGCUCCGGCGGCUGCUCCGGCCCUUCUUUUCCUACGCCCCCCUGCUCAACCCGUACACCCUGGCCGUGGCCAGCACCACCUUCACGGUGCAGACGGACAAGGCCCAGCGCCACUUCGGCUACCAGCCCCUCUACAGCUGGGAGGAGAGCCGAGCCCGCACGGUGGCCUGGCUCCAGGAGGUCGACGCCCAGAGAGAGGCGGGGAAGUAGGGCAGGUGGGGGACGGAGCAGCUGGGCCUUGGUUCCAGCCGGCGUCUUGCUUUGCCAUGAAUCCGGCUCCGGAGAGAGGGAUCCAGAUCCAGGUGCUGUUCCAACCCGCCAGUGCCGGGGGAUGUGGGAAUCCGGAUCCGGGUUUUACUUCCAUGGGUGUCAGGGCAGGCGAGGAGGGAAUCUGGAUUCAGGUUUUGCUUCCAUCCCGUGUGUGGCAGAGCGGGGGAUGUGGGAAUCCAGAUCCGGGUUUUGCUCUGAUCCUACCUCCAGCCUUCCAGUGAAUCUGGCUCCAUGGAGAUGGAUUCCAGAUCCGGGUUUUGCUUCCAGCCCAUGCCCCUCAGCGCAGAGGAAUUUGCCAGUCCAGGUCUUGUCUCAUCCCAGCACACAGUGGCCUCCGUUACCUUGGGAUCCAGAUCCGUGUUCCCCCCCCCCGCCCCCGUGCAUUCCUGCAGACCAGCCCGCGCUGAUCGCAAAUGGAUCCGGAUCCGGGUUUUGUUACCAUCCUGGUGCUGUGGUCCAGAUCCCCAGCGCACUUCUGGGGCGGAACCAACUCUCCUGUCACGGGAUCUGGACCUGCAGCCCCCCCAGCCCCAUGUCAUCGCAGAGGCGGGUCAGACAGCUGGACCCGGAUCCUACUCAGACGGCUCCUGGACUCCAGCUCCAUGGAGAUCCCGCUCCGGGAUUUCUUUCCAGCCUAUGUAUUAUCCCCCAGCCUGGACUCCAUGCUCCAUGGAGAUACCGCUCCGGGAUUUCUUUCCAGCCUAUGUAUUAUCCCCCAGCCUGGACUCCAGCUCCAUGGAGAUCCCGCUCCGGGAUUUCUUUCCAGCCUAUGUAUUAUCCCCCAGCCUGGACUCCAGCUCCAUGGAGGCCAACCCGCCUAUUAGACCUGUUGGGUUGGAGUCCGUUCCCCAUCGGACUCCAGCUCCAGGCUUUCCUUCAGCGCACCAAUACCUCUGGUCUAAGCAUUAAUGUCCUCAAUAGUUAUGAUUAAUUAUUAUUAUUAUUUUAUUAUGACUAAUUAUAAGAAGAGGCCGAACGUCCACAGCACGUUCCACACAGACGCACCAAGCAAAGUCUGGUAACUUAUGUAUUAAUUAAACUCUUAAAGGAUC